Notechis scutatus (mainland tiger snake) is the source of this 1039-nucleotide messenger RNA. RefSeq names its product glutathione S-transferase pi 1 (gene GSTP1). Lineage: Eukaryota; Metazoa; Chordata; Lepidosauria; Squamata; Elapidae. The record is from RefSeq and is a predicted model, not a curated record. Gene Ontology annotation, biological process: glutathione metabolic process. Gene Ontology annotation, molecular function: glutathione transferase activity. Gene Ontology annotation, cellular component: cytosol.
CUGCCCCUUUAAGAAGGCUGGUCCAGAGGCCAGCUAGUGGAGCGUGACUCGUCAACUUUUGCCGAGCUUUGCUUUGUGCAGAUGCUAGAGAAUCUGUUCGAUCAAUCGCUCUCUGCUUUGGUUGUGUGCCUUGACUUGCAGCUUUUCCGACAUGCCUGGCGAGUACACCCUCACCUAUUUCCCUGUGCGAGGCCGUGGAGAAGCCAUACGCAUGCUGCUGGCUGAUCAGGGACAGGAGUGGACUGAGGAUGUGGUGAAUGGGGAGAUUUGGAAGAAGGGAGAUCUGAAGAAAUUAUGUGCCUUUGGCCAAGUGCCGAGAUUCCAGGAUGGGAAUUUUAUAUUGCAUCAGUCAAAUGCUAUUCUACGCCACUUGGCCAGGAAUCACGGACUCUAUGGUGAAGAUGCAAAGGAAGCAGCACUGCUGGAUAUGGUGAAUGAUGGGGUGGAGGAUCUGCGAAUCAAAUAUGCCCGCUUAAUCUACCAGAACUAUGAAUCUGGCAAAGCUGCUUACAUUGAGGCCCUGCCAGCUGAGCUGGCCCCUUUUGAGAAGCUCUUGGCUCAGAAUGAUGGAGGGAAAGGCUUCAUUGUAGGCAAACAGAUUGGCUUUGCAGAUUAUAAUCUGCUCGACAUUCUACAUGUCCAUUUGGUCCUGGCAUCCAAUUGCCUGGCUUCUUUGCCUUUGCUGGCUGGCUACGUGCAACGCCUUAAUGACCGGCCACAACUCAAGAAUUUCCUGGAAUCAGAUGCCCGUAAGAAACGUUUCAUCAAUGGGAAUGGCAAACAGUGAAGCCACUUACUUUUCUAGGAUGCAAGUUUGUAGUUUUGUACCUUUGAGAUCUAAUAAAGCUACCGUAGUUUUUAAAAAGGCCUGUAUCACUCUGCUGGGGAAGGAAAAUCAUGAAAACUAUGGACAUGGAAGCCUUUUACAGGAAAGAUGCUUUUGCACCUGGUUUCUGAUUGUACUAGAGUAGCAAUAAUGCUAAAAUCACUUAUUAAUGGUAAUGGUAUAUACACUUUUUUAAAAGAAUAAAAUGCAGUU